AUGAUCUUCUAUCUGUACCGCGUAGGCAGGGGGGUGUCCAUUGGUAGCACUUGCUCCCUGAGCAUCUUCCUUGCUGUCAGCAUCAGCCAGGGGGACUCCAAAUGGGCAGGGCUGAAGGGGAGAGCCCACAAGCACAUUGUCUCCACCGUCUACUUUAGCUGGGGGGUCUUCCUCCUGGUGAGCAUUGUUUUUCUCAUGUUCAUGACCGGACCCAAAGCACACAACAACAUCACGAGCUUAAUGGCCUAUGGAUACUGUUCCUCCGUGCGUCAUGACCCAGCUACUGAUGUGCUGUACUUGGCCAUGCUCUCGGUGCCUGAUGCUCUGUGUCUGGGGCUCAUGCUCUGGGCCAGCACCUCCACGCUCUUGGUCCUGUACAGACACAAGCAGACAAUGCAACACAUCCAGAAGACCAGUGUCUCCACCAGAGCCUCUCUUGAGUCCAGAGCUACCAUAAGCAUCCUCCUCCUGAUGAGCGCCUUUGUCUUCUUUUACUCUGCAUCCUGCAUCUUUUGGAUUUGCUUGUUUGUGAUUUACAAUCCUAGCCCUGUGUUUUACCAUAUGGGAGUGUUUGCUAUGGGUUGUUUCCCAGCCCUCAGCCCUUUCCUGCUCAUGAGUGGACACUCCACGCCCUGCAGCCUCCUCUUCACCUGCACAAAGAAGAAAGUGGUCCUCCCUUGA
Messenger RNA from Dipodomys spectabilis (banner-tailed kangaroo rat), 681 nucleotides. Its product is annotated as vomeronasal type-1 receptor 4-like. Gene Ontology annotation, cellular component: membrane. Gene Ontology annotation, molecular function: pheromone receptor activity. The transcript has a single exon. Gene Ontology annotation, biological process: G protein-coupled receptor signaling pathway. The coding region runs from base 1 to 681 and encodes 226 amino acids. The record is from RefSeq and is a predicted model, not a curated record. Lineage: Eukaryota; Metazoa; Chordata; Mammalia; Rodentia; Heteromyidae.